AGCUGCCUGGCCAGCCCCCACAAACACACACAAACGCACACAAUGUCCCUCCCUACCACCAUGAAGGCGCUCGUCGAGAACGACGCGGAGACCGGCGGCGUCGUGUCCAACAACGUCCCCGUGCCGACCCUGCAGGCGGGCGACAUCCUCGUCAAGGUGUCCUACGCGGGCCAGAACCCCACGGACUGGAAGCACGCAGCGUACAUCUCGAAAGCGGGCGACAUUCUGGGCUGCGACUUUGCCGGCGUCGUCGCGCACGUGCAGGACGGCGAGGCGCGUGUCAAGGUUGGCGACCGCGUCGCUGGGAGCGUGCACGGCGGCAAGUUCAAGGACCGCGGCAGCUACGCCGAGUACCUCCGUGUCCCGGCCGACCUCGUGUGGAAGGUGCCCGACAGCGUGCAGCUGCAGGACGCGGCCGCGCUCGGCGUCGCGCUCGGCACGUCCAUCCAGGCCAUCAUCCAGAGCCAGGGCAACCCCUUCCCGCCUGCCAACGUCGACCGCUGGUACUUCAUCUACGGCGGCUCGACCGGCGUCGGCCUCGUCGCCACCAAGCUCGCCAAGCUCAUCGGCUUCAAGGUGGCCACCGUCGCCAGCCCGCGCAACUUUGACCUUGUGAAGAGCUACGGCGCCGACGAGGUCUUCGACUACCGCGAGGGCGCGGACGCCGUCGUCGCCAACGUGCUCCGCGUCACGGGCGGCGGCGUGACCCAGGCGCUCGACACCAUCUCCGAGGGCGAGUCGCAGGCGAUCUCGGCGCGCGUCUUCGCCCCCGCCGGCGGCCAGCUCAACCUCACCCUCGUCCCCGAUGCGACUGUGGCCGCCGCGCACCCCAACAUCAAGUUUGUCCCCAAGCUCAUGUACACGUGGAUGUCGCAGGAGCCGUUCGACAUUGCGCCGCGCUUCGCCAAGCAGCCCGUCGUCGUGCCUGUCAUCCCCGGCGACCGCGAGUUCUACGCCAAGGCGCUGACGCACUACACCGACCUCGUGGAGCGCGGCGUGCGCCCCCCGCCCGUCGUGCUCCGUGGCGGCCUUGACGACGUGCUCGCUGGCUUUAAGGACAUGGCGGACGGCAAGGUCAGUGGCGAGCGUUACGUCUACAAGCUCUAGAGGAGUCCAAGUAGACAGAGGAGGCGCAGUUUUGCAUCAGCGAGGCGGCGCCACAUUGUAGAGAAGAUGUCACAUGCAGUCCAUUGAGAAGUAA
This is a messenger RNA of Vanrija pseudolonga, 1201 nucleotides long. Its product is annotated as Protein TOXD. Lineage: Eukaryota; Fungi; Basidiomycota; Tremellomycetes; Trichosporonales; Trichosporonaceae. The record is from RefSeq and is a predicted model, not a curated record. The transcript is spliced from 3 exons. Bases 43 to 1107 code for a protein of 354 amino acids. Gene Ontology annotation, molecular function: oxidoreductase activity, acting on NAD(P)H.